Messenger RNA from Armigeres subalbatus, 2554 nucleotides. Its product is annotated as U3 small nucleolar RNA-associated protein 14 homolog A. The transcript is spliced from 2 exons. The coding region runs from base 136 to 2463 and encodes 775 amino acids. The record is from RefSeq and is a predicted model, not a curated record. Gene Ontology annotation, biological process: rRNA processing. Gene Ontology annotation, cellular component: small-subunit processome; nucleolus. Lineage: Eukaryota; Metazoa; Arthropoda; Insecta; Diptera; Culicidae.
GUAAACAUUCGAUUCGUGGAUGUUGAUGUCGCCGUUGUCGCAUCGGGUCUUGCUAUCGUAUCGUGCUGCACGUGUUGUGUUGUUUAGUCGUGAAUAUUUCGUGAACCUCGGCUUCAUAAUCUCGUGGUGGCCAGCAUGUCCGACGACGAAGUUGACCAGGUCGAUCCCGUCGCCCAUCGAAACCUGCUAGCUGGUAUCAACAGUCUCGUUCGGACACAAGAUGUCCAGAAGGUAACUCGCACCGAGCCGACGAUCAAAAAGUCCGAAUUCAGUCUGGUCAAAGGAACGUUCAGCUCAGAGGAUGGAAGGAAAAAGUUCAAACCAUCGAUAAAGGUGGACGAGUUGUUGGGUAUUCUGAAGAAAAGUGAUAAAAAUACGGCAUUAGAAAAGCAACUGAGUCACAUCAAGACCAAAAGGCAAACAUUGCGGAAGCCCUUGGAGAAACCUGUGGCAGAUCGCAUACAGCGGGACACGUUGUAUGGCAAGGCGCAGACUAGUUUGGAUUUAUGGGAACCGGUGAUUACGGCAAGCGAUGUGGCGCCACAAACCGUGUUUCCGCUGCAGUACGGGAGCGUUGGAAUGGCGAAUGAAGCUCCUCAGAAAUUGUCCCAGUACCGCAUCAAGUCCGAUUUAAUGAAAGCAAUGGAAGAGUUGGAUCGGGAAUAUCAAAAGGAGGAGGCCGAGGAAGAACCGGAAGAUAAAUACACGUUGACGCUAAAAGAGUUGAAGCAAAAAAGAAAGGAGGCUGCGCGACAAAAGAUGCGAGAGGCCUAUAAAAUUGCCAAAGGCCGGCGGAUGAACAAGAUUAAGAGCAAAAAGUUUCAUAAGCUGAUGAAGCGAGAGAGAAUCCGAGAUCAAAUCAAACAGUUUGAAGAAUUGCAGAAAACGGAUCCGGAAGCAGCUUUGAAGCAAUUGGAGUUGAUAGAGAAACAGAGAUACCAAGAAAGAGCCACCCUGCGACACAAGAACACCGGAUCUUGGGCGAAGAAUAUGCAAAUCAGAGCUAAGUAUGAUAUGAAUGUACGGAAAGAAAUUGCGGAGCAAUUGUCCAUCGGAAAGGAACUGAUGGCGAAGAAGCUGGCGGAGAAUGAGUCGGAAGAAUCGGGCGAAGAAGAGGUUAUUGAAGAAGAUGAAGGUGAUGAUAACCCUUGGGUACGCAAAAAGGGAAAGCAUGAGGAGGAAGCCAAUAAGGAGUUCACCAGUGGCUAUCGAAAAUACUGGGACCAGAGAAACAAGGUGGAACAAGCGAUUAAGCAAAAUGUUGGCGACAGUAAAGGCUACGGUAACGAUGAAGAAGAAAAUGAUCAAUGUUCCGAUGACAUCAAAGAGGAUGAGGAAGACUCUGAAGAGGACCGUCAACUAGAAGUCUUCAAAACAAAGGUUCAAAAAUCGAAUGCCGUUGCUACUACCGCUUGGAAUGAAGAAGAUUUGAGUGAAGCUGAUGAACUGCCGACAAAACAGAAGAAAAAGAAUGGCAAAGCCAGAGAGUUUAAUUUAGAAGAAAUGUUCGAUGAUGCCCAGGAAGCUCUCCAGAAAAAGGUGCAGGAAAAAUUGGCGAAUGUCCAAAAAUUGACACAAGCUCAGAAACAGACAGAACAUAAUGAAAAAUCAAACAAUAAACGAAAAUCCAACGGGACAUCCGAGCUAGCCUUCAAAAAGAAAGCUUCGCUGGCUGAUGCUGAUCUUGAACUAGAUGAAACUGUUGGAAAAGACAAAGAUGAUGGAAUACUCCCUAAAAAUAUCGCAACAUUCUUCUCUGAGGACAAACUGCAUCAACCAACGGAAUCGCGUUUGGAAGUGACUAUCAAUCCAAAGCAAUUUGUUCAGAUGAAACCAAAGCAUCUCCUGAAUGCCAUCCCAGACUUUACCACGGUCGGUGAGCUCUCCGGCGAAGACGAAGACGAACAUGGCGACCCGGAGCGCAACCAGAAGCUCACCAUAGCAGAAGCUUUCGAGGACGACGACAUUGUGGUCGACUUCGAGAAGGAAAAGCAAGACGAGCGGGAGCGAAACAAACCGAAAGAAGUUGAUCUGUCCCUUCCGGGCUGGGGUGCAUGGGGUGGUGCUGGAAUCAAAAAGCGUAUGCCCAAGAAAACCCGUCGAAAAAUGUUCAAGGCGGCACCGGUGCUGCCUCGCAGAGAUGACAACAAGGAACGCGUCAUCAUCAACGAGGACGCAGCGAAUCAAAAAAUGUCCGCUCAUCUGGUGAAUGAGCUUCCGUUCCCCUUCGUUACUGUGAAGGACUACGAAGCGUCCUUGAGGGCCCCGGUGGGUCGGACGUUUAUCCCGGAGACAGCGCAUUCAACGCUGGUGGAACCACGGGUGGUGACUAAGAUGGGUGCAAUCAUUGAACCCAUGAAAAAGGACAUUUUGCUGCAGGACGUGAAGAAGAGCUUCCGUGUCGGUGGAAAACAGUACAACAAGGCGAUCAAGAAGUACGAGGAAUUUUUGGAAGAGGCCUAAGCUGCUGCGUAAUUUUAUGAAUCCAUGAAAAACAGAGAUGAUUGUUAUAAAGGUAAUAAUAAAGUUCGAACGAGGCUUUAUUUAUUUCAUA